CGCGCUCACACGGCGCCGCGAUCGCAGCGGCGGCCCCGGCCCGCGGCAGCCCCGGGCGCUGUCCGCGGUGCUGAACCCGCGGCGCCAGCCGGGCGCUGUCCGCGGUGCUGAGCGGCGCGGCGCGGGGCGCUGUCCGCGGUGCUGAGCCGCCGCGGCGGAGCCGGAGCUGUCCGCGGUGCUGAGCCGCCGCCGCGGGGCUGCGCCUCCCCGCCCGCCCGCGCCCCCGCCCGCUGCCCCGGGAGCUCCCCGCCGCCCGCCCCGCCGGUCCAUGCCCCAUCGCGGCGGGGCUGCGCCGGUGCCCAGCGCUCCGGGCGCCGCCGGGCGCGGCCUCGCGGAGACGGAGACGGCGACGGCGGCGGUGGCUGCGGGCGGCUCCGGACCGGAGCUGGGCGGCCGCGCCCGCCGCACAAAGCCGUAGGCUCGGUUCAACACCCGCCGCCCCCCCGCCACCCACCCCCCCCAACCCCCACCGGGGGGGGCCCUUUGUGGCGGCGGGGCCGGGCCCGGGCCCCGGGAGGAACCAUGCCCAGGUCGUUCCUGGUGAAGAAGGUGAAGAUCGAUGACUUCCCCGCCGGCCUCGACGCCCCGUACGGCAGGACCCGGGCGGAUUUCGGCUCCCGGUUACACGACAAGGCAGGGUACAUCAGUGAGUACAUGGCGCCGUCGGUGUACGAGGGGGACGGCGAGGCUGCGCUCAAGGUGCCGUCGCCGGAUGCCAUCUACCCCGGCACCCGGGGGGACUACGGGGCGGGGGACUCGGAGCCGCCCGACAGCCCCCACUCGGGAAUGGCGGGGGGUUACAUCAAUGGCGACGCGGCAGUGAGCGAAGGCUACGCCGUCGAUGCUUUCUUCAUCACCGACGGGAGGUCACGGCGUAAAGCGGUGAGCGGGACGCGGAACCUGCAACGCCAUACCUGUGGGGAGUGCGGCAAAACCUAUGCCACCUCCUCCAACCUCAGCCGGCACAAACAAACCCACCGCAGCCUGGACAGCAAGAUGGCCAAGAAAUGUCCCACCUGCGGCAAGGUCUAUGUCUCCAUGCCAGCCAUGGCCAUGCAUCUGUUGACCCACGACCUCAAACACAAAUGCGAGGUGUGUGGGAAAGCCUUCAGCCGACCCUGGUUGCUGCAGGGUCACAUGCGGUCGCACACCGGGGAGAAACCCUUCGGCUGCGCCCACUGCGGCAAGGCCUUCGCCGACCGCUCCAACCUGCGCGCCCACAUGCAGACCCACUCCGCCUUCAAGCACUUCAAGUGCAAGCGCUGCAGCAAGACCUUCGCCCUCAAGUCCUAUCUCAACAAGCACUAUGAGUCCGCCUGCUUCAAGGGAGCCGGACCCCCCCUCAGCCCCCUCCACGCCUGAUGGGGUGCCCACCCACCCCCCAAAAAUAAUUUCCUCCCUGCCAUUGGUGCACUCGCACGCAGCUCCCCCCUACCCACCUCUCCCUGCGUACUUGGGGUGGCCCUGGGUCUGCUGGCUGCACCCGGGCACGGGGAGCAUGCCCAGGGUGACACCCCCCCCCCCCCGACGCCCCCCAGCCUUGCAUGGGUGCCCUCAGCUUGGGGUGCACCCCAAGAUCAAAGGGACACCCCCCACCUUCCUUGCACGGGUGUCCCAAUCCUGGGGUGGACCCCGAGAUCAGGGUGAUACCCCCUCCCUUUCUUUGCAUGGGUGCCCCAGCCAGGUGACCCUCCUCCUUUUUGCAUGGGUGCCCCAGCCUUGUAGUGCACCCCAAGAUCAGGGUGACACCCCCCCAUCCUUGCAUGGGUGCCCCAGCUCUGUGCUGCACCCCAAGAUCAGGGUGAUACCCCCCCUUCUUGCAUGGGUGCCCCAGCCUUGUAGUGCACCCCAAGAUUAGGGUGACCCCCCCUUCUUGCAUGGGUGCCUGGGUCCUAUGGUGCACCCCAAGGUCAGGGUGGCCCCCCCUCCCAUGCACGGAUACCCCAGCCUCAUGCCAUAGCUCAGUCCAGGGCCCCCCCUUUGCAUGGGUACCCCGGCCUUGUGCCGUACCCCAAGAUCAGGUUGACCGCCCCCUUUGCAUGGGUGCCCCAGCCCUGCACCCUAACCCCACCCCGGGGUCACCCCCCCCCUUCUUUGCAUGGGUGCUUUAGCUCUGGGCUGCACCCCAAGAUUGGGGUGACCCCCCCAGCUCUGGGCUGCACCCCAAGACAGGGGUGAUGCCCCCAUCUUUGCACGGGUACCCCGGCCUUGUGCCGUACCCCAACCCAGGGGUCACCUCCCCCUUGCGUGGGUGCCCCAGCCGUGUGCUGUACUCCAAGACCAGGGUGGCCCCACCUCCCUCGCAGGGGUAUCCACCCCCGGCAAUAAGCUUCCCCCCCCCCCCCCCCCCAUGGCACAGCGAUGCCUGGGGGUACCCCGGCACCCCUCCCUUGGCCCAGAUACCCCCAACCUUGCAGGGUACCCCCCCCGUACCCCCCUGCAUGGCUACCCUCACCCUGGGCACCCCAACUUUGCUGGAUACCCCCUUUCGGGUACCACCCCCCCACCCCCACCCCGCAUGGCCACCCUCACCCUGGGCACACCGACCUUGCACGGGUACCCUGACUCCGGGUACCCCCUACCCGCUCACGGGUACCCCCCCCGGGGACCCCCGUACUUGCAGGGUACCCCCACCCCAGGUACUCCCCCAGGUACCCCCGUAGUCGCAGGGGACCCACCCGGGUACCCCCAUCCUUGCACGGGUACCCCCCUGGGUACCCCCCCUUGCAGGGUACUGCCCCCCCGGGUACCCCUAGUCUGUGCACGGGUACCCCUCUGGGCACCUGGGCGGUCUCACCCCCGGGUCCCCCCAUCCCUGCGCCCCUUCCCCUCUCCGGGGGCUCUCCCAAAUCCCCCGGCCCCCCCAACUCGAGAGGGGGAGCCCCUACUCCCCCCGCUGGGGGGCGCCCUUCUUUCCCCGGGGGCUGCCCCCCUCCCCCAGAUUCCUCCUUCUGAGGGGCUGCCCCGCCUCCCCCGCCGGGGGGCGCCCUUCCCCGAGAGCACAACCCGGCCCCGCCGGGCCCCUCCCCCCGCUCCAUCUCCCCUCUCCUCCCCCCCCACCCGGUUUUGGAGCGGGCCCCCCCCGCGGGCCACUCCCCCCCCCCCCUCCCCAUCCCCCUCCUCCCCCCCCACGAUGCCAAAGUCUUGUCACUUUUGGGAGGGACUGAAGGGAGGCGGGGGAGGGGAGGGGGCUGGAGGGGGAGGGGCCCCU
Molecule: messenger RNA, 3211 nt
Organism: Falco peregrinus (peregrine falcon)
Lineage: Eukaryota; Metazoa; Chordata; Aves; Falconiformes; Falconidae
Gene: SCRT1
Product: scratch family transcriptional repressor 1
Exons: 2
Coding region: 523-1362 (279 amino acids)
Biological process (GO): regulation of DNA-templated transcription
Molecular function (GO): RNA polymerase II cis-regulatory region sequence-specific DNA binding; DNA-binding transcription factor activity, RNA polymerase II-specific
Source: RefSeq, a predicted model, not a curated record